AUGUCUUCAGAAACCCUAGAAGAGGAGAAACCUCAAGUGGGAGAACCCCUAGCUGAAGCCAAUCUAGAGAGAAAUAUAGGGCUGUUUUCUGACUUUGUGUGGGCUGAAAAUGAGGAAAAACAGAGGGCCAAGAUAAGGGAGAGAAUUGACAAAUGUAUCAAAGAAAAGUUGUUGGACUUCUGUGAUGUGCUUAAUAUUCCAAUAAACAAAACUGGUAUGAAGAAGGAGGAACUGUCUGCGAAAUUGUUGGAAUUUUUGGAGUCCCCACAUGCUACAACUGACAUUCUGCUUUCUGAAAAGGAAAAGAAAGGUAAAAAGCGAACCCGAAAGGAAAGGCUUAGCAAAUCUUCUGGUGAAGGAUCUGAAACUCCUGCCAAGAAAGGUAAAAAGCGAACCCAAAAGGAAAGGCUCGACUCCGAUUCCGACGAAGAACAACAAAACACACUUCCUCCACAGACAGUUACAGUUACUCAUCAACCUUCAAAUGCUUCCACUUUCCCCCCGGAGUCCGUCGACAUCUCCGACGACGACGAAUUCAUCGACGUCUCCGACAGCCUCUCUCCGCCCUCUCCUCAGCCGCAACCUGUUCCCGGCUCUCCCGUCGCUAAUUUCCUCCCUCGCCUCGGAUUGGCCUUGAAGAGAGACUGGCUUGCUUCCUGUCUUUGCGAACUCCAAGCCUCCGUCACUGGCUUCGAAGGCCUCGAUGUCGCCGCAAAGGCCAAGCUCUGUUUUGAGCAAUUUCUGUUUGCUGAUAUGAACUUCUGUGGCAGCGGCGUUCUCCCUCCCAAUGUGGAUUCCAUGCACCUUAGCGUUCUCCCUGGUCCCUACGUAUUGCAGGUUGAUGAAAUAAUCAAUAUUAGUUGUCCUCUACGAAGCAGAUAUGAACAAGCCCCUCCUGGACUUAAAAGGUGCCUGAAGUUGUCAUUGACUGAUGGCGUUCAGAGAGUCUUUGGGAUGGAGUACAGGCCCAUCCAAGCUCUUGAAGUUUGUGCAUCUUCUGGUUUAAAGGUUGCUAUCUCUAACGUACGUGUCCAUCGUGGACUUCUGAUGCUUGUCCCUGAAACCAUUGAAAUUUUGGGGGGAUUAGUUGAGCAGCUGGAUGCAGCAAGAAAACAGUUGGUUGAAGAAUUAAAUAAGCCGCCUAGGGGAAAAAGAACCAAAAAUGGAGUGUUUCCUCCUUUAGCAACUAGAGCAACUCUUGCUGCAUGGCCUUCGAGUGGAGUUGAUGAUAUUGGGCAAAGUGGCUCUACAUUGCACAGUACUGAUUCUAUCCAGGCAAACAGCCAAGGUGCUGGCCUGAGCAUUUCUGGCACUGGUAACAUCUUCACAACUGAUGAUACUUUUGUCAUGGGUGCACAAAAUUCUGCUUCUAAUUCAAUACCCCACAUGCUGUCAAAUGCUGAGGCCAUGAACAUAAAUAUGCAUGGGGACAUCAAUCCGAUGUCCCGUGCCAAUUCUAUGGCGAACCAGUUCUCUUCUAUUAUCUCAGAGGCUGAGGAUAUGCACAUAGAUGUUGCUAAUGUCUCCAGGGAAGAUUCUGUUGAUAAUCAGUCUUCUCACAUGCGAUCAAAUGUUGCAGCUGCACAUAAGGAUACUGUUCAUACAACCAGAGAAAGUUCUGGGGCUACUGAGUGCCCUCCUGUUGUUGAAAAUGUUGAGACAAGCAGGGAUAGAAUUAAUCUAACCACAGAUAAUGCUCUUCCGAGAAGAUCCUCCUCCACUAUCUCAAACACUAGUGAUAUACAGAUGGUUGAUGGCAGUGACUGCCCAGUCACAGUGUCCGGAGUCCAAGAGGUUCCAUUCACAUACUUAGCUAGUUUGUCAGCCAAGUGGGUUGCAAUGAAGGAGAAAGCUCCUUCGAUUCAGGGUAAAAUUAAGUGCUUUUUGACUGGUGUAAAAGGAUUCCAGUAUAAGAAAAGGACAACAUAUGAGCUUCUGGCAUAUGUAGACGAUGGUAGCCUUAUUUCUGAAAUCCUCAUUGAUCAUGAUGUUGUACAGAAAGGAAUUGGUUAUUCUGCCCAGGAGGUCACUGCAGCUCUUUCUUCUCCUGACACGAAUGUUGUCCACAACAUGAAGGAUACAAUGCGCAAAUUUCAAACCUUUUUAGCAAAUUUUGAGGGAGUAAUACUUGUGGAAUUAAAUAGAAAAUCUUCCCUUCCACUUGCCUUAGAUAUGAAUCAAGGUUGUCCUCAAUCCGAUGCGUGGUUACUUCUGAGAAGACUGAAGACUCUUUACCCUGCACAAGUUCAAACACAUUUUCCUUCGGAUCCAAUUGAAUUAUCCCCGUAAUUUUCUGAAUGGCUAGCAGUUCAUUAUUUGGGCGCAACAGAGUUGGGCUCAAAAUGGUUACACCAAGCAAAUAUAACAUGAAUGGAAAUGUGUUAUUGCAGGCCUUACAAUUACGUAUUCAAUAUGAAAAUAAUUUCGUUCUCCGUACUUCACCAAAAUCCUCGAGUCCCCAGAUCCUAGUAUAACUAAGAUGGACUCAGAAAUAUGGCAUUAUGAGUUAGCAUUUGGUGCUGAACCAACUUGUAUGCUACCUCACAGGUAAAGGUUCAAAGUUGACCUACAGACUAUAUAUUGAGGUCCAGAGGAAAGGCGAUAAAAUGUUUAGUGUUCAUUGACAUCAUAUCAAGGAAUGACGUUACUAGUACCCUGCAUUGGUAAAAGUAAUGAAUGAUUAUUGGGAAAAGGAGGAAAGAAAUUAAGAUAACUAAUGUGAUCAAAGGUUGCCAGGUACAUCCCUACAGGCUAUAUAGGCCUGAAUUAGCCUUCCAUGUUUUCAUCGUCAUUCGUGUUGCCGUUGGAGGUUAUUUUGUAGGAUGGGACGUAUCUCUUCUGUUAGGAUGCGUUGUAGUUCAUGAAUAUAUGUAACAAUUGUUUUGGUAAUUAAAUUUGAAAUGUAAAUUUUCUGUCAUUGAUU
Messenger RNA from Abrus precatorius (Indian licorice), 2923 nucleotides. Its product is annotated as recQ-mediated genome instability protein 1-like. The coding region runs from base 1 to 2289 and encodes 762 amino acids. Gene Ontology annotation, molecular function: nucleotide binding. Lineage: Eukaryota; Viridiplantae; Streptophyta; Magnoliopsida; Fabales; Fabaceae. Gene Ontology annotation, cellular component: RecQ family helicase-topoisomerase III complex; nuclear body. Gene Ontology annotation, biological process: resolution of meiotic recombination intermediates; double-strand break repair via homologous recombination. The record is from RefSeq and is a predicted model, not a curated record. The transcript is spliced from 12 exons.